This is a messenger RNA of Mycotypha africana, 683 nucleotides long. RefSeq names its product ubiquitin-conjugating enzyme E2-16 kDa. Gene Ontology annotation, molecular function: ubiquitin conjugating enzyme activity. The record is from RefSeq and is a predicted model, not a curated record. Bases 66 to 527 code for a protein of 153 amino acids. Gene Ontology annotation, cellular component: nucleus. NCBI's taxonomy places the organism in Eukaryota, Fungi, Mucoromycota, Mucoromycetes, Mucorales, Mycotyphaceae. The transcript has 6 exons. Gene Ontology annotation, biological process: protein polyubiquitination.
CUUUUGCAUUUGCACCUUUUGAAACAUUUCUUUAUUACAUUUCGUAAAGGAAAGAUUGAAAGACAAUGGCUUUAAAACGUAUUGGAAAAGAACUCAAAGAUCUCGAACGCGACCCUCCAUCUUCUUGCUCGGCCGGCCCUAUCAAUGAGGAGGAUCUAUUCCACUGGCAAGCAACUAUUAUGGGACCUGAGGAUAGUCCUUAUCAAGGUGGUGUAUUUUUUUUGUCUAUCCACUUCCCCACUGAUUACCCCUUCAAGCCUCCAAAGAUUAACUUCACCACUAAAAUCUAUCACCCCAAUAUCAACAGCAACGGUUCAAUUUGUCUUGAUAUCUUGAAGGACCAAUGGUCUCCUGCUUUAACCAUUUCCAAGGUUCUCUUGUCUGUUUGUUCAUUGCUUACCGACCCUAACCCUGAUGACCCACUUGUACCUGAACUCGCCCACAUUUACAAAACUGACCGUGCUCGCUACGAGGCUACAGCUAGAGAUUGGACUAGAAAAUAUGCUAGUAAGUUAAAUUUGGUCUGAAGAGCAAUUUUUGUUUUGACGGCUGAUCAUCUCCUUUUCGUAUUGUCUUUUUUAUAGUGUAAUUUAUAGCUCAAUAAAUCCAUCUCCCUUUUCGUUUGCUUCGCAUAACAUUUUACUGGAACACUAAAAACAUGAUUUAUACACAAAAUGUACGCC